GAAUACAUGUUCAUAAACAAAUUGUUAAACUACUCCUUUUAUUUAAAACUCUGUGUCAAAAAAAGGCAUAUUCGAUCAGGUGAUCACAGCUGUUUCACACACAUAGGAAAACAGCUGAUUCUUUGGUUUGCUUGUAGGCUUAUAAUUAUGUAUUAUGUAUUAUGUAGAUUUAUACAAUGAUCUAUGCUAAAUAUUAGACGCUCUCUGCUGCCUCUCAACGUGAAAAACUUUCAGUGAAAAUAAUUACAUUCGCCUUGAUUAUAAUCUUUAGAUCGGCUAUAUAUAAAUACCUAUAUAUCUUACCUAAUCAAUUCUUGGCGAUAUUUUGAGAAAAGUGUAUAGCAAACGAUAAUUAUUACGUUUUUGCCAUUAAAAAGUUGUGAAAUUGUAUCAAAUGGCUUGUUUAGCGCCAAGAAUUAAACUUAGCAAUGGUCAGGAGAUUCCGGCGAUCGGUCUCGGCACUUGGCGAUCGUAUGAAUCAGAUGCAGAGCGUUCAGUGAAAGAUGCCAUAGAUUUAGGUUACAGACAUAUCGACACAGCAUUCGUAUAUGAAAAUGAAAAGGAAGUUGGACGUGCUAUCAAUUCAAAAAUUGCUGAAGGUGUCGUUAAUCGUGAAGACGUAUUUGUUGUCACAAAAUUGGGUGGCAUUCAUCACGAUCCACAAUUGGUGGAGCAAGCUUGCCGCAACAGUCUAUCCAAUCUAGGAUUAAGCUACAUCGAUUUAUAUCUGAUACACUUUCCUGUAGGUCAAAUUCACAAAGGGGACGAUAUUGUACACGGGACAUUAGAGCUAUCCGAUGUAGAUUACUUGGAUACUUGGCGAGCUAUGGAGAAGUUAGUGGAUUUGGGCUUGGUGAAAGGCAUUGGACUUUCUAACUUUAAUAAGCAACAAACAGAGCGCAUAUUACAAGAUUGUCGCAUACGACCUUUAGUCAACCAGGUAGAGUGCCACCCAGGCUUUAAUCAAAAAAAGCUAAUUGAAUUUUCAAAGCAACGUGAUAUUGUUAUCACAGCAUAUUGCCCUUUAGCCCGCCCAAAGUCAGAUCAACUGUGGCCACCAUUUCUUUACGAUAGUACUGCAAAGGAUCUAUCAAAAAAGUAUGGAAAGACACCAGCACAAAUAUGUUUACGAUAUCUAGUACAAUUGGGCACUAUACCGAUUCCAAAAUCGGUUACUAAAAGUCGCAUAGCGGAAAAUUUUGCAAUUUUCGAUUUUAAAUUAAGCGACGAUGAUAUGAAAAUAAUUGAUGGCUACAACACCGGUCAGCGGUUGAUACCUUUUUCUGGUAUGAGCCACCACAAAUAUUUUCCAUUCAAUUUCGACGCCGAGUAGCGGUUUACAUAUAGUUUAUGUACAUACGUUUUUGUGUAAUUUUAUCCUAUGUAUGUUUUUAAAUAAAUGUGUACUUAUAUAUUACCCAGA
This is a messenger RNA of Bactrocera oleae (olive fruit fly), 1423 nucleotides long. Its product is annotated as aldo-keto reductase family 1 member B1. Gene Ontology annotation, molecular function: aldose reductase (NADPH) activity. NCBI's taxonomy places the organism in Eukaryota, Metazoa, Arthropoda, Insecta, Diptera, Tephritidae. Gene Ontology annotation, cellular component: cytosol. The record is from RefSeq and is a predicted model, not a curated record.